This is a messenger RNA of Chenopodium quinoa (quinoa), 1176 nucleotides long. RefSeq lists its product as uncharacterized. Lineage: Eukaryota; Viridiplantae; Streptophyta; Magnoliopsida; Caryophyllales; Amaranthaceae. The transcript has a single exon. The coding region runs from base 1 to 1176 and encodes 391 amino acids. The record is from RefSeq and is a predicted model, not a curated record.
AUGUGGGCGCUUAUUAAACAGUACAUUGUUGAUAUGUACAUCAAAAUCAAAACUUCGUGUUUGGAUUUUAUUCGUCAAAACCAAGACACAAUUAGAGCUGGACUUUACCAAGGUAUUCUCGACAGCUUAAACACCGGCGUAUCGCAUGGAUUAAAUACUAGGCAUGGAUUCAUUCUCCCUCCUUCGUUUAUUGGUGGUCCACGAGAUAUGAGGCGCAUAUACCUUGAUGCGAUGUCUUUAGUUCAGCACUACGGAAAACCUGAUAUUUUUUUGACCAUGACCUGCAACCCUUCAUGGCCUGAAAUUGCAGAUGAACUGCUACCUCACGAGGAAGUGCAAAACAGACCUGAUCAAAUAGCAAGAGUUUUCCACGCAAAAUUAGCAGAAUUGAAAAAAGAUAUUGUCCAAAAGAAACUAUUUGGUGAGGUUGCAGCAUAUGUUUACGUAAUUGAAUUUCAAAAAAGAGGAUUACCACAUGUACACUUUCUCAUCAUUUUAGAUUCAACAUCUAAGAUUAGAACUUCAGACCAAUACGAUGAGCAUGUCUGUGCAGAGGUACCCGAACAAAAGACUAACGCUCAUCUUUAUGAAGCUGUUUUAAAGCAUAUGAUGCAUGGCCCUUGUGGAAAUGAUAAUCCUGGAAAUGUAUACAUGCGAGAUGGAAAGUGUAAAAUCCAUUACCCUCGAAGCUUUUCUGAAACGACAUCGACAGGUCAUAAUUCAUACCCUAUAUACCGACGUCAUAAUGAUGGAAAAAAAUAUUUGGUACGUAGAGUACGACUUGAUAAUAGGUGGGUAAUACCAUAUAAUCCGUAUUUACCAGCAAAAUAUGACUGCCAUAUAAAUGUAGAAGUGUGCUCUACAAUAAAGGCAGUUAAAUAUCUGUAUAAGUAUAUAUACAAAGGUCACGAUCGGGUUGUUUUUGCUUUAUCUAAUCCCGACAACAUAAGCAUAGGUGAUGAAAUCUCUUCCUUUCAGAUUGCGCGAUGGAUAUCGCCCCCAGAAGCUGCUUGGCGUAUUAUCAGAUUUCCGCUGAAUGGUAUACAUCCAAACGUUUUUUCUCUGCAAGUAUAUUUGCCAAAUAUGCAAACUGUGACAUUCCAUUCACAAGAAAGGUUACAGACUGUUGCAUCUGACUCAUGCAGACAACGAACUAUGCUAACUGCUUUUUUUUAG